AUGGCCUUGGAAUUGCCUCUCUGCAAACUUUCGCUCACUGACCUUUCUCCUGCAGUGGGAGCAGGAAACUAUGGGGAAGUGCAUCCAGUGGAUUUGGAUUACUUGACCGGUGCCGCUUGUAACGAGGCACUGGCUUUAUUGAUGCCUACAGCAACUGGAAGCUCAGCAGGGGAAGCGGAUGUCAAGUUUGCGGUAAAGAUUUUCAGAGAAAGCUCAUUGACUGACCUGAUGGGAGCUGAGCACGAACUCCGCGGAAUAACAAAGUCUACGUGGUUUAAACUACUGCGAGCAGUCAAACGGAUACGGUACGACGCUGCUCACAUACUUGUGCGCCAGCUUAGUUCUGCUAAGGCCGCAACCCCUGCGAACUUUGCCCGAGCAGUCACAUCAUAUCUUAAUUUCCUCUGCUAUCUUUUAGCCCAGCAACUAGACCUCAAGGAUGCGUUGAAUCUUUCCGUUCUGAAAGAGAUACUUCAGAGCCCACGGGAACUGGAUACUUUGAAGUUCCUCCAACAAGCCAAAAAUUUGAGAGCUAGCGACUUCCUGAGGCAUAUAAAAACGAUGCGAAAGGCCGCUAGUGCAAAAUCUUUUCUCGAUGAGUUGGAAAAGGUCGGGCAAGCAUUUAUACAAAUCGAAAAGGCCUUGCAAAAAAUCGACCUCACUGUUUGGGCAGCCAUCCAAGAUUCCCCAGCACGGGACCGAGUGUCCCAUUAUUCUGCCAUGGGGAGAUCUAAUUUUAGUUGGGCACUGCCCCUUGGGCGUGUCCUUGCCAAGGACCAAGAUGGCCAGUUGUACUGGGGCUUUCUUAUGGAAUUAUUUGACGGAGAUAUGAAGGUGUGCUGCUUGGGUCAAGGUGUGCAUGUGCCCAUACAGCCUACAGCCAACACUAAACGCGAAGGCUUCUACAUGGAUGGUUGGGUCAUUAGCGAUCACAAUAAUGCACUUAAGAAGCUGUUGGAAGACAAGCACUCCCUCCUAGCUGUCUCCUCGGGGCUCCUGCAGCCUUUUGUAUUCAUGCACAAUUUCUUCGGCCUCGGACACUUGGACAUUAAGCCCGCCAAUCUACUCUUCUCCAUAAACAGGCAAGUAGAUCCUCGGUCCCCACCACGAUUAGCAGCAGGAGACUUCGGGAUGGCAGCACCCUUGGGGCAACCUAUUUCAAUUCAAGGCACACUUGCGUUUAUGCCUCCUGAACUAGAAACCCCCAAAAGGCACUUCCCUCUUGCAUCUUCUUAUUUACGGGUGGCCAUGCCGGAUAGUGAUGUAUACGCCCUGGGCCUCACCCUCUCGUACUUCUGGGGUGUUUCCACGCAACUCCCUUCCUUGUUUCCCUGGAUAGAGCGGUGCAUCGUGCCCAACCUAUCAGCUGGCGCAAAGUUUUCUUUCGGAACACUGGCCAGCCCAUCUCCUCCUCAGCUGUAUACUCCGGAGCUUCGGGCACACCUAAAGCAAUGCAUGCAACCUGGAGGGAAAAUAGAGAAGCUCUACAUUUCCCCAAUGCCUCUUCUUGUUAAAACAAAAAUUGCGCAAAUGACGGAAGUCAAUGCCAUGGUCCGUAUUUCUAUGAGCAACGCCUACGCAUACUUAUCUGUCGCUGGGGCUUUAGAAGAGGUACGGCUGGGCUCUAAAGAAGGUUCUAGAAUGCUAGGAGAGGCAAAAGCCACAGUUAUUUUCCCGCUGGCAUUACAAAGGUCUCAGCUUAUCGCCGUGAACGCUGAAGGGCCAGAGAGGCAACAUGAGGCAACUAAAGUCCUUAGAGCACUCCAAGACCUGGCAUGUGCACCACUAUCCAGAACGUUAAAGCUCAAUGUCCACCACUUGUUUCUUGUGUGGUAUGUAGCUGCCUAUAGCCCAAUAGAGGAGGCUGUUGGGGCAUCGAUAGGCCCACUAAGUCUCGAGACGGUCCUGCCUCUUAAAAGGCUUCCAGCGGCAACUGCACACGAGAUUGAAACAGUAAAGCAGCAGCUAGCGGCAGAUCUUAACUGGCCCAGCCUUCAACAGCAGAACGGAGCGGAUGAGAAGAUACGCGAUCUUGUUGAUGCUGUGUUUGGCGUAUGCAUGGAAGGCCUGGAUUUACUUAUCCAACAGGAGAUCGUCGCCAGGAAAAUGGCUGCCGCCAGCAUUGCCGUGGCCAAAGCUACUCAACUGUACGUUCACACUGAAAUAUUUGCCUCGUAUGUGUCUUGGGCUUCUGUGGACCGUCUUUCCCGAGUGGCCCUCCGCCGUUGUGUCUCGUCCCUUCCUGUCGCGUCCACUAUACACAUGAAGCAGGCAAGCGGAGCGAAGGUGUCGGAGGAGGAAUUGUCGCUCCUGCAGGACUGCAUUUGGAAUCACCUGGAAGCAGCAACAAGGGAAACACAUUACGGUCUCCCUUGGGGGGUCGCCCGAGCCCGUAAUGACUUCGGGUUUACGGAAGCUAAAGUAACUGAGAUAAUCAUAAAUUCAAUGAUCAACAACAUCAGCCAAACUGCAUGGACAACGGAAAAUGCGAAAAAACUGCUGCAACUGCAAGUCGCCCGCGCGAUUUACCGUUUGCCAUAUGGUUCCUUACCUAAAGGCACCGAUUACAUGGGUAUAUUUGAAGCUGUAAUGCUAGAGAUGAGCAGAGAUCGCUUCGUCCCCAUACCGUUCCUCAACUGGGAAGCCCGGGAAGAAUAUACUGAGGCACUUUACGGCCUCACCCUAAAGCAAUUCCGGGAGGCAGUGACGCUUUUCGCAACUAAAGAGGAACUACAUUUGAAGGCUGUGGACACCCUCCGGUGGCUCACCACCGAACAAAAAAUGGCGUUGACCGCCAGCAGCCUCAGCAAGUUGCUUCCUGAAGCCCUUCGGGAACCCCGGCGAUUUUCUCCGAGUGAAGCAGAUGGGAAGAGCGCUUUUGAGGAACUGCUUAAUCAGGCUUUAACCAAGGCUCGGGAAGUGAUUGCUUUGAUUCGUAGGCUUACUUAUCCUGCUAAAGACGCGCUGAAUGAAUUGGUGGGUGAACUCGCAACACUAAACUCUUGUGCCACAACCAAACACCCACCAGGUACGCUUAUAGCUGUUGCUGUGGUAGGCAACAUUGCAGAAAACUACAUAUCCUCGUCUGCUGGUUAUGCAGACUGCUUCCCUUACACGCUGCUGUGCGUUACGUGCAGCAGCCUGGCCCCCGGGUGCAGGCUUUACACUGCUGUUUUGACGCGACCGAACACCUCAGGAGGUUUCGAUACUGUGGAUGAAGAAGAGUUGCUCGUUAGCCCGGAUGAACAGCACACCAAAUAUAGGGUCCUUGCAGUACCUCCAAAAACAGGAACUGGCACUCCACACACAGUACAGCUUCACGCCUUGCAUUAA
Molecule: messenger RNA, 3333 nt
Organism: Cyclospora cayetanensis
Lineage: Eukaryota; Apicomplexa; Conoidasida; Eucoccidiorida; Eimeriidae
Exons: 14
Coding region: 1-3333 (1110 amino acids)
Biological process (GO): protein phosphorylation
Molecular function (GO): protein kinase activity; ATP binding
Source: RefSeq, a predicted model, not a curated record